This is a messenger RNA of Staurois parvus, 274 nucleotides long. The record is from the annotation of a GenBank genome assembly. NCBI's taxonomy places the organism in Eukaryota, Metazoa, Chordata, Amphibia, Anura, Ranidae.
AUCAGCUGUGUCCAAUCACAGCUGAUCACUGAUCAUCAGGGCACUGAUGAUCAGUGUGCCCCUGAUGAUCAGUGUGGCCCCAGAAGUGCCACCUGUCAGUGCCCAUCAGUGCCACAUGAAUGCCACAUAUCAGUGCAUACCAGUGCACAUCAAUGCCACAUAUCAGUGCCCAUCUGAGCUGCCUUUCAAUGUCACCCAUCAGUGCCACCUAUCAAUGCCAAUCAGUGCCACCUAUCAGUGCUGCCAAUCAGUGCCAGUCAGUGUCGCCUAUCAG